Messenger RNA from Seminavis robusta, 1419 nucleotides. The record is from the annotation of a GenBank genome assembly. NCBI's taxonomy places the organism in Eukaryota, Bacillariophyta, Bacillariophyceae, Naviculales, Naviculaceae.
AUGUCUCUAUUAGUAGUAUCUCCAUGGCUCCAUGAACUUGUAUUCCAGCCAUCCAUGAUCACCUGCUUUGCCGGUGCCGUCAUGGGAACUCUCCUGACCCUUCUAAUCACUUAUUACGUGCUGUUCAUGCGAUGUUCCUGUCGUUAUUCUCCCGCCAUGAUGUAUCAUCGCGAUCGAAGACGUCGUCUCCCCGAUACCAUCAUUGUGAUUCGACAUGGCGAAUCCGAAGCCAACGUCGACAAGUCUCUCUGGAAGACCGUUCCCGACAAUCUACUGGGUUUGACAUCCAAGGGACGACGGCAAGCACGGACUGUGGGAAAACGAGUGGAAGCCUUGUUGGACGCCAAACAAUCCCAGCGGGUGCAUUUGAUCAUUUCUCCGUUUGAACGCACGCUGCAAACGGCACACCAUCUGCGACGUUAUUUCGAACAUCGCAUUGUGCGAACGGAUAUCGAAUCCAGAGUUCGAGAACAAGAAAUGGGCAACAUUCAAGGAGACGAGUUUGCACAUUACCGGCAACAACAGGUCCAAAUUGGACGAUUCUGGUAUCGAUUCCCCACGGGAGAAUCGGGAGCCGACGUCUUGGACCGGGUCAAAUCCUGGUGGUUUGAAUCCGUAUUGACCGUCAAUACGCGACCGCACUACGAAACAGUCGAUACACUGGUGGUAGUCACCCAUGGAUUGACCAUGCGCUUUAUUCUCAUGCAAUUGUUUGGAUGGUCCCCCACCACCUUUCAUUCCGUCUGGAAUGCGGGAAAUUGUGACAUGUACGUCCUCCAAAAGGACCUCGACAAACCGGGGCAUUCUCCGUACAUUCUAGAUCCCACGCAGGGAGACAUGCCCUGCAGUUCCAUUGAUGUUCAAGUCACCUUGAAAAGAUCCAACGACAACAAGAAUAAACCCGAACAAAGAACCCUCAAACUCAACAAUUACCUCAGCAUCCCUCCACCUCGCAUGACGCGCAAAAGCAUUAUCAAACAUUUGUUGGCCGAACAGUACCCCAACAUUAUUUCGUCACACAAGGAGAUUGAUGAGAUUGUAUUCAUGCCGUUUAUGAAAGCCGGGAAAAUUCGGGGGCGAAGCAGUUCGGGGGUCACUGCGUCUGAUGAAGCCAGCAGGACGUGUGGUGAUCGCAGCAAAGCAGCAGCACGAUCCAGUGACAGCAGCAGUGGGAGUGACGAAGACGACAGCAGCAGCAGUGGCACCAAUUCCCAAGCCGCCAAUAAUGGAGAAGCGACUGAAGACUCUUUCUUUAAGCAUCGUCCGGAUAAUAACCAAGACGAAUUGUCGGACGACGAAGAAGAAGAUAUCGAUGACGAACAACUCUGGUCGCUCCAUUCCAAUAGACGAGCCAAAAGGGAAGCGUCGUUGCGAUAUCCGCAUUGCCAGAUGAUGCCGGGAAUGAAGUCGUGGUAUUGA